AUGUUUGACGUGGUUUUACUUCAAGAAGAUGCUCAGGCUAUGUUAUUUCAGGUUAAGCAUAAAGUUUCUAGAUGUUGUGUCUUUAUUACUGCUGUGUAUGCUGCUAAUAGAGCUGUGGAUAGAAGCUUAUUAUGGGGCAUACUUAAAGUUCAUGAAGCUAAAGUUACUGGUCCAUGGAUUACUCUAGGUGAUUGGAACAUGGUUAGGGCUAAUUAUGAGAAGAAGGGAGGUAAACAUGUCUCUCAAAGUUUGUUAGAUGAGUUUAAUGGGGCUAUUUAUGACAUUAAAAUGGAAGAUUUACCAACGAAUAAUGGUGAUUGGUCUUGGUGUAAUAAGCAAGGAGUUCAAACUAGAAUUAAUGCUAAAUUGGAUAGAGUUCUAGUUAAUUCAGCUUGGUUGCAUUCCUUUACUGACUCUAAAGUGUAUUUAACUGCUGCUUCUCUGUCUGAUCAUUAUGGUAUGGAUGUUCAUCAGAAUUUUGUGAGCUCUCUUGGACCUAAACCUUUUAAGUUUCUAAAAAUUUGGUGUAUGCAAGAUGAGGUUAAGGAGGUGGUGGCUACAUCUUGGAACAUUGGUGUCUUUGGAAGUCCUUUACAUGUUUUACAGAAAAAAUUGAGAGAGAGAAGAUGUCACAAUGCCAUUAUAGCCUUGGAGAAUACCAAAGGGGAAAAAUCUAAUGACCCUAAAGUUAUUAAGGAAUGGUUAGUAGAAUAUUAUACUGACCUAUACAAUGAUGUGGGAGGGGUGAAUGAGGAAAUUCUGGAGCCUAGAAAAAGGCUAACUCAAACUGAAGGUAUUGGUCUUGAACACGUUAUAUCUGUUAAGGAAAUUAAAGCUGUGGUUAUGCAGUUUAGUCCUGAUAAAGCCCCAGGCCCUGAUGGCUUUCCAGCUAGAUUUUUUCAAAAAUACUGGGGGAUUGUAGGUCCAGAGGUGGUGAAUGGUGUUGCUUAUUUUUUCUCUACAAGCAUGUUACCUAAAGGAGUGAAUUCUACUUUCCUUACUCUUAUAUGUAAGAGUAAUCAUGGGGAUAAGAUCAGCAAUUAUAGACCCAUUGCGUUAUGUAAUAUCAUAUACAAGAUUAUAUCCAAAAUUUUGGCUAAUAGGCUCAGUAGUGUUCUUCCAAAUUUGAUUGGGCCUGAGCAGUCUGCAUUUAUUAAAGGUAGGAGAUUGCAUGAUAAUUUUUGGUUGAUAUCUGAUUUAGUAAAAAAUUUUGGUAGGAAAAAUGGUGAUCCAACUGUUGCUCUGAAAAUUGAUCUUAAAAAGGCUUAUGAUUCAGUGGAUUGGGGGUUUCUACAGAAGGUUUUAUUGAGUUUUGGGUUCAGUGAGAAGUGGAUUAGUUGGGUUAUGGAGUGCACCUCUAUAGCCAAUUUUUCUAUUCUUUGUAAUGGAGUGCCUACAGGUUUUUUCUCAGCUUCUAAAGGCCUAAGACAAGGAUGUCCCUUGUCUCCUCUCUUGUUUGCUUUUGUCACUGAAUAUUUCUCCAACCUUAUUGUUAAAGCUAUUGAGGAGGGGAAGAUUAAGAGGUGUAAGGCUGUUCUCAAGACAGGGCUGAGCAUUUCCCAUGCUUUUUAUACUGAUGACUUGGUUAUGGUGGUAAAGGCUGAUGUGAGUACUUUAAAAGGUGUUGAAGAAGUCCUUCAGAGAUUUAAGAUUAGUGCUGGGCUUCAGGAAGUUAAGAAUAUGCUGGAAAGAAAGUUUAAGAAAUUUUUGUGGAGUGGUAAACAAGAGAUUAGAAAGAUGUCUCAAUUGAAGUGGAGUAAAGUCACAUUACCUGCUAUGGAGGGUGGUUUCAAUAUUAGGAGAAUUAUUGACAUUGAUUGUGCAACAAAAAUGAAUAUGUGUUGGGACUUUAUUCAGAAAAAGGAUAAAUUAUGGAUUCAAUGGUUGCAAGCAAUUUAUUUAAAUAAAAUUGUGUUUUGGUUGGUGGUUCCAAAAGUUACAGAUUCUGAUGUUUGGAAACAUAUUCUGGGGGUGAGGGAUUUGAUCCUUGACAAGGUCUUAUUUCAGGUUGGUGAUGGUAAUCAUUUUAAACUUCUUACUGAUCCCUGGUGUAAUGAUCACUAUCUCAUUCAGCUGUUUGGAGCUGUUAGGUUCAGAGGGUUAGAUAGGCAGACAGAACUAGCUUCUAGUAUUGAUCAUGGAGUAUGGAGUCUUACUAAAAAUCUUGAAUUUACUCAGAAUGUCAUUCAGCAAGUGAUUAUUCAUGAGGGUUCCGAUCAAAUUAAGUGGAAAGAUGGGCAGUUCACUCUGAAAGCAGCAUGGAAUAGUUGCAGAUCUUCAACUCAAAUUGUGAAAUGGGCAGUCUCUUUGAUAGAAUGGUUGAGGCUUGGAGAAGCAGAUGUUUUGCUUCUCUCCUUGGGGUUCUUGGCUUGA
Messenger RNA from Cornus florida, 2373 nucleotides. RefSeq lists its product as uncharacterized. The coding region runs from base 1 to 2373 and encodes 790 amino acids. Lineage: Eukaryota; Viridiplantae; Streptophyta; Magnoliopsida; Cornales; Cornaceae. The transcript has 4 exons. The record is from RefSeq and is a predicted model, not a curated record.